UUGGUUCCUACACCAGCCUUGCGGAGGAAGACAGGAUAGCCGGCUUGUGGUUGCCCUGUUGUAGUCACCAAGGAAUUGUGUUGGGAAAAUUAAGUGAUUUGAUGGCCUGUCGUGGUUCCUGAGCAAAUGCUAUUUCUGGCCCUCAGACAUCCUACGCACACUCUCUAAGAUUUCCUCAACUGGUUUUGUGGACUGAAUGAAAAAUCCUAGGUCACUGAACAUCUCAUCAUCCUGACGUGCCCCAAGACAAUAAUGCUGGAUUUACGUGAAAACCAGUCCUUUGAGGCCACAGAAGUAUUGCUUGGAUCCCUGGGUGAAACAGGAGAUCCCACAGCUUCCAGCAACAGCAGCUUUCUGGAUUCUGAAUUUCGUUACAGACUCUUCUCCAUUUCCUACAGCGUCAUCUUUAUCCUUGGUUUCUUUUUAAACUGCUAUGUCCUGUUUGUCCUCCGCCGUCUCCGUGAGGCCAGAAGCUUGGGCGAGAUCCGUAUCUACAUGACAAGUUUGACCAUAGCGGACUUCCUAUUCGUCUGUGUUCUUCCCUUCUGGAUUGACUACUACUCUCGCCAUGGUGACUGGAUCUACCACGACUUCCUGUGCCGAGUGACCGGCUCGAUGUUCUUCAUCAACACCUACUGUUCCAUCCUCUUCCUCGGAGCCAUCAGUAUUAACCGCUACUGGGCUGUCACACGGCCACUAGAUGCAGCCUCUUCAGACCACAGGUGCCGUGGGAUUGUCGUGACUGCAACCAUCUGGCUGCUGACAUUGGGGGCAUCGGUGCCUUUCCUGUUGAAUCCGGGGAUCAAUAAGGAUGAGAUGAAUGUAACGCGCUGUUUUGAGGGGUACCAGAGGAAAAGCGACGGGAGUAAGAAGGCCGUGGCAGCCACACAUUUCACUAUAAUUGGAUUGUUUUUCAUAGUCUUCUUCAUCAUAGUGGUUUUUAACCUCCUCAUUGCUCGCGCCUUGCUAGCUCAGUCUCCAGCUCAGCCAGUAAUCAGGUCGUCAACAAUUCUAUCCAGUGAACGCAAAAAGAGCAGGGCUUUCUCCUCCACUAGACCCAGAGGUGUGAAACGGAGGGCUCUCCAAAUGCUGUGCGCUGUGGUGGGAGUGUUUGUCGUGUGCUUCGUUCCUCACCACAUCAUUCAAGGCCCCUGGACCUUGGCAGUGCUAAAGAUCAAGGAGGGCUGGGGCAGCACGACAUGGAGCCAGGAGACUCACCAGGCCCUCAGUGAUGCCCAUCAGAUCACACUUGUUCUCAUGGGAGUCAACUGUAUCCUCGAUCCUGUGGUUUACUUCUUUGCCACGAGGAAAUUUAGGAUGUUCCUUUUGGCCCACAUUAGAAAGAUUAUGAAGCAGGACUCUUGCUCAAACACAGGGACUGCUCAGAUAUCCAUGGAGAGCAAGGGCCAAAGUCAGAAGUUGGCCAGUGGACACCAAUAGAGCCAGAAAGAAGCAAAGCGGUCGAACAGAGCAGGAUGUAUAGAGAGUCUAACCGUCUUUUCUCUUGUAUGUGAAAGAGAUUCCUCUGUUCUCUCAUUUUGGCAGUUUUUGAAGGUUACAACAUGUACUUUACACUGGGAAACAUUUGGAGGGUAUAGCAACAGAGGUAAAUCCAUGACCGUAAAAUGCUUAAUAUUGCUUAAUCACCCUGGCCAUUAUAUUGAAUUUAUUAUCUGAAAAUAUAUCUGAAAAGUCUCAGGAUAUUUAAGUGCUUUAAAAAUGUUGGUUUCUGUCAUAUUAGUGCAAGCUAUUUGUUAUUUGUCAUUUACAGCUGAGCUCUGGAGAGCUUCACUGUGUUUAUGUGAACUAAGCUGUACAUAGUUACCUCCCAAACAUCUUGCUAGACUGUAUUGUUGAAAAAUGGGAGUGGUAUGAAUUGCACCAGUUUAUUACAUCAGAAAAAUGUUCCACUGAAAGCAGAAGUUUCUAUUGCAGAAGUACUGAACUGAACACUUUUGCAGCAUUGGCAAAACAGGAACACAAAUUAUUGUAUCACACAUCGGAAUCAGCUGAUGAGAAAUCUGCACCACCUGUUGCCCAUUCCAGUACUACAGGUAUCAUCCUGUACAAGGUAAUCCACUGUGUAGUCAGUGGCAUACACAGGUUUACAGACGAUAUUUUUCUGUUCAGACGUUGCAUUGGAAAUGGUUUUGCCAGGGUGUGUUUUAACCACUGUUGGGGAGCUAGUGUCAGCAGUUAAUGUUUGGUCAUAUGUUUCCUCAGACAUUGUGACAUUGCUUCUCAAGUACAUAAUCAGUUUUAUCAUUCUCAAACACAUGACCCAGUGUUGGUGCUGGGAAUGAAAUAUUUAAAAGUACAAAGACAAAAUCAAAAAGGGUCGAAAGAGUAAAUAUUUCAGCUUGUGGUAUCAUCAAUGCUUUAUAGUAGGAGAUGUUGUACGACAUCUCAUGUUAUGAACGAGCUAUCUACUUCUCAUCUCUUCUUCUCUCCACUUCUCUUCUUUCUCUCAUCUUCUCUUCUCUUCUUACCUGAGGUUGUAUAGCAUUGUGAUUUUUGUUUUUUGUACAGUGUAUUGUAAUUGAGCUAAUCUACGAUGGACCUGACCUGCUAUCAUGGGCCUGUUACCUUACCGACGUAUUUGCUUUGAUUAAACUGUAUGCCUUUUACA
Messenger RNA from Lampris incognitus (smalleye Pacific opah), 2629 nucleotides. RefSeq names its product platelet-activating factor receptor (gene ptafr). Gene Ontology annotation, cellular component: membrane. Gene Ontology annotation, molecular function: G protein-coupled purinergic nucleotide receptor activity; platelet activating factor receptor activity. Bases 253 to 1440 code for a protein of 395 amino acids. The transcript is spliced from 3 exons. NCBI's taxonomy places the organism in Eukaryota, Metazoa, Chordata, Actinopteri, Lampriformes, Lampridae. The record is from RefSeq and is a predicted model, not a curated record. Gene Ontology annotation, biological process: chemotaxis; G protein-coupled receptor signaling pathway.